AUCCUUCACCUAUUCUACUUCUCUCCCAUUCCCAUCUACUCAAAUUUACACUUUCUACCCUUCUACUUUUUUUAACUUUUCAUUCCAUGGCAGAAACUCAACCAAAACGCCCAAGAGAACCUGAACCUGAACCAGAAGAACUUUUUUCAUGUGAAAUGGAGAUAACAAAACGCCAUAAGAACUCUUACAACCAAAUCCUCUCGAUUCUCGAUGACAACACAGAAGAUGAAAAACAAGAAACCACCCAAGAUUUGACUGAUUUCUUCACGGCGCUGCAACGAGAACUCUCUUCCUCCGACCCGUUACCGGAACUUGCGGUAAAACCAGACCAGACUCCGAAACAAGAAACUGAAGAUGGUGAUGGAGAUAAGGAAAGGGUUAUUAGACACCUUCUAGAAGCUUCUGAUGAUGAGCUUGGAAUACCCAAUAGAGUGGGCGACGGCGACGGCGGAGGUGAGGAUGAUAUUCUCGCCGGAGAAGAAGUUGGGUUUCCGGUGGCUUUAUGUGAUGGAUUAUGGGAACUGGAAGAUGAAGCUGCUAACUAUUAUACUUUAUUGCACUCGGAGCUUAUUAUGUAGUGGUUAGUUUUGGUCGUGUUUUAUUGGGGGGGUUAGGAGUGACGAGAGUGGAACUCUUGGAGGGCGUGGAUUAAAAUGAUGUAGCGGAAAUAGAAUAUGGGGAUUCAUUCUUAAAAUUUCCAUUUUGGUCCUUCAUCUCUGUAAAAAAUAUCAAAAGGUCCUCUAACUUUCUAUGGAACCCUUGGAAGGAAAGAAUGUUCACGACUA
This is a messenger RNA of Cynara cardunculus var. scolymus (artichoke), 785 nucleotides long. RefSeq lists its product as uncharacterized. NCBI's taxonomy places the organism in Eukaryota, Viridiplantae, Streptophyta, Magnoliopsida, Asterales, Asteraceae. The record is from RefSeq and is a predicted model, not a curated record. The coding region runs from base 87 to 578 and encodes 163 amino acids. The transcript has a single exon.